GUCUAUACGAGCACAGAAGCAGCUGCCGAUGCAGUUCUCGGAAGCAUGUAGAACGAGGAGCACAUUGGAGAUGUGGACCGCACACUGCCAAAAUUUAGUAUUCAUUGCCUUUGUGUUCUUACCCUCCGUCGUGAGAGGCAUCCCGGAUUAUUCUGGACUACCACCGGGACCGUAUUGUGCCUCGAGGUAUCCUGAAGGUAGUUGCUGCCCAGGACGACAGGAUGAAUGCAGCGCGCCGAUCCUCAAGACGUUGUGCUACUGCGACGAUUUCUGCAACCGAACUCGCGAAGAGGACUGCUGUCCAGAUUACUGGUACCAUUGCAGAGGGCUGCCGACCACCACAUCGGCACCCGAGGAGCUAAGGAUAUGCUUUUUCCAAGGAAAAGAGUACUAUCACGGGCAAACGUUGAAAGUUAAUUGUAACACAUGUAAAUGCUCCUCGCUUGGCAAGCGCGCCGAAGUGCUCUGCGAGGAGAACCGCUGUUUGAUCGAGCCGGAGUUGAUGGAGGAGCUCAAUUUGCAAGGACCAACUCUAGGUUGGCAAGCGGGCAAUUAUUCCGAAUUCUGGGGAAGGACACUUCGGGAAGGUGUGGAGCUUCGUCUGGGCACUCUCAACCCCUCACAAUCCGUGAGUGUUUUAGAACCCAUAUCUAAAAGUAUAUUAUACGACCCGGAUGCACUGCCGCGGGAGUUCGACUCCAGGACGCGCUGGUCACGCGACAUAUCCGGUGUUCAUGAUCAAGGAUGGUGCGGCGCGUCCUGGGCCAUAUCCACGGCCGAUGUUGCGACCGACAGGUUCUCGAUCAUGAGCAAAGGUGCCGAGGACGCAGAGCUGAGUGCCCAGCAUCUGCUCUCUUGCAACAACAGAGGACAACAAGGCUGCAGAGGCGGUUAUCUUGAUCGCGCUUGGCUCUUUAUGAGGAAAUUCGGCCUGGUAGAUAAGGACUGUUAUCCUUGGACCGGUAAGAACGAUCAAUGCAAACUACGUAAGAGAAGCAAUCUACAGGCCGCCGGUUGUCGAAAGCCACCAAACCCGCUGAGAACAGAAUUGUACAAGGUCGGGCCGGCUUAUCGUCUGGGCAACGAGACUGAUAUUAUGCAGGAGAUUCUGACCUCUGGACCAGUGCAAGCUACCAUGAGAGUCUAUCAAGACUUCUUCGUAUACAAUAACGGAGUAUAUAGGCACUCUCAAAGUGCGGAAUUACACGAUUCCGGUUAUCACUCGGUGAGAAUAAUCGGUUGGGGCGAGGAAAGGUCUUAUCGCGGUCUACCGCUCAAAUAUUGGCUGGUCGUAAACUCCUGGGGAUACAACUGGGGAGAAAACGGGCUCUUUAAGAUUCAAAGGGGAACGAACGAAUGCGAGAUCGAGUCGUAUGUAUUGGCGGUAUGGGCCAAGACGAUAUAAAAAGAAAAAAAGAAACGAGGAAAAUACCAAAGUACUAGAAUAUCCGAUUGUCAUAACACUGUUGGUGCAUUUAUUGAAUCUCCGUCGUCGGUCCGUCGUCAUGCGCAAUAAUGCGAUUGUCAUCGGGGACAAUGAACGAUACAUUGAUGUUCAAAAGUAUGUGAUCCAAUUGCCUGAUCCGUACAUGCCUUAUUACACGUAGGAUCGGGAGGGAACGAGCAAGAAACGAGAGGGAGACAGAGUUGUUUAUAAAUAUUUAAUAAUUAUAAGUACGUGGAUAGUCGAAAAAAAUAUCGUUAUUUUCUCAUUAUUCGUAGACAACAAUAAUCGUUUUACAUAGAAACGUUCUCACCGUUACGCGUCGAUGAUCGAUAGUGUCGCGGCGACUUCGAUGUGUAAGAAGUACUAAGUGCCAAGCGCUUGAAAUAAAUUUUAUAAGUACGUAAUAGUCUCUUUUUCACUUCGUUAAACGAUACGAUUAUACUUCUACUCGCGGUUUUAAACACUUUGCGUUUUUUUAAAUUUAAUCUGCAGUUAAACCUCUUUGUGUUAUAUUUUUAAAAUUAGACACACGUACGUUAUGUGUGAGGAAUACUCAUCACGGAAAAACAGAUUUGUUAAAACAACUAGAAACUUCACUGAUACAGCAAAUCUUCAGUCGUAUAUAAACAGUCAGUUUUGUACGUUAAAGUAGCAAAGUUAUAUGAAUAAAAUAGCGAUUAUAGGUAAUCACAUUCGUUGUAAUAGUACUGUUAAUACAGCAUGACUUUCUAUAAAAGUCAACCCAAUACAUAGAUCAAAAUUGUUAAUAAAACAUGCUAACUAAGAUGACGUGUUCUUUUGUCGCUGUAAUGAAGAAAACUUCUUCCAUUACCUAUACAGCACAGAAUUUGCUGCAAAAUUUCUGCACUAUUACUUAAACAUAUAAUGUUGCUGCAAUAUUACAGCAGUGUUGAUGCAACUUUUAUUCAACUUUGUGCUGUAGGGGUAUAGAUGUUAAACUCGCGCAGUAAGCUAUAGCUUUGCUGAACCACUUGAUCUACUUUUUCCGUGAUGAUGUUCCCAUAAGGUAAAUGGCAGUGUAAUAGUGUAUUAGGAUGUGAUACCACUAAUUAUGUUCUUAACAGAUAAUCGAGCUUUUUGUACAUAUACUUGUGCAAGAUGGACAAUAUAAUUUCCUUCAAUUCUUUCCUAUCGAGUUCUUUCUGUAAUUGACUAAAAUAAAUUUGUAUCAAACAUAUACGGCAUAUAACACGCAGUAUUAGGCACUCGAGGGACGAUUGUGCACGUUUUGUAUCACUA
Molecule: messenger RNA, 2707 nt
Organism: Trachymyrmex cornetzi
Lineage: Eukaryota; Metazoa; Arthropoda; Insecta; Hymenoptera; Formicidae
Exons: 8
Coding region: 29-1405 (458 amino acids)
Biological process (GO): proteolysis
Molecular function (GO): cysteine-type peptidase activity
Source: RefSeq, a predicted model, not a curated record